Messenger RNA from Salarias fasciatus (jewelled blenny), 1300 nucleotides. RefSeq names its product KRR1 small subunit processome component homolog (gene krr1). NCBI's taxonomy places the organism in Eukaryota, Metazoa, Chordata, Actinopteri, Blenniiformes, Blenniidae. The transcript is spliced from 10 exons. Gene Ontology annotation, molecular function: RNA binding. The record is from RefSeq and is a predicted model, not a curated record. The coding region runs from base 11 to 1159 and encodes 382 amino acids. Gene Ontology annotation, cellular component: small-subunit processome; nucleolus.
CUUAUCCAAGAUGGCGUCCCCCACGGACGGAGACGCGAGUGAAACAAAAACGGGGAAAAAAUCAAAAAAGAGCAAAAAUCAAGUCGAUGAGUCUGAGCUGCUGACCGUCCCCGAUGGGUGGAAGGAGCCGGCGUUCACCAAAGAGGACAACCCCCGCGGGCUGCUGGAGGAGAGCAGCUUCGCCACCCUCUUCCCCAAAUACAGAGAGGCCUACCUGAAGGAGUGCUGGCCGCUGGUGGAGAAGGCUCUGGGAGAGGCUCACAUCAAAGCCUCUCUGGACCUGAUCGAGGGCAGCGUCACCGUCUGCACCACCAAGAAGACCUUCGACCCCUACGCCAUCGUCCGAGCCAGAGACCUCAUCAAACUGCUGGCCCGGAGCGUCCCGUUUGAACAGGCCGUGCGGAUCCUGCAGGAUGACAUCGCCUGUGACAUUAUCAAGAUCGGGACGCUGGUGAGGAACAGGGAGCGCUUCGUGAAGAGGAGGCAGCGGCUCAUCGGACCCAAAGGAUCCACACUGAAGGCGCUGGAGCUGCUCACGAACUGCUACGUCCUGGUGCAGGGCAACACGGUGUCGGCUCUGGGGCCGUACAGCGGCCUGAAGGAGGUGCGGAAAGUGGUGAUGGACACCAUGAAGAACAUCCACCCCAUCUACAACAUCAAGACUCUGAUGAUCAAGCGGGAGCUGUCCAAAGACCCGGAGCUGCGCCUGCAGAGCUGGGAGCGCUUCCUGCCCACAUUCCGCCACAAGAACCUGACCAAGCGCAAAGAGCCCAAGAAGAAGAGCGUGAAGAAGGAGUACACGCCGUUCCCCCCUCCCCAGCCGGAGAGCAAGGUGGAUGAGGAGCUGGCGACCGGAGAGUUCUUCCUGCGGCAGAGCGUGAAGAAGAGGAAGAAGAUGGAGGAGAUCAAGGUCAAACAAGCAGAAGCUCUGAGCAAGAAGCAGGAGCAGCGCAACAAGGCCUUCAUCCCCCCCAAAGAGAAGCCUCUGAUGAAGAAGACGCUCAAAGCUCCAGCAGAGAGCAAACUGGACAUCGACGCCAUCAAGGACAAAGUGAAAAAGGCCAAGACGAAGAAGCUGGGAGCUCCUCCUCUUCCUCCUCCUCCUCCGACGACGGCGAGCAGCAGCAACAAGAAGAAAGGCAAGAAGAACAAAGGAUAAACACUCCUCACACACACCGCUGCAGCGAGUGUGUGUGUGAGGACAGAGCAGAGACUGUCAGGAGUGUGUUUGGAUCCAAACGUCUCCUUUUGCUCCAGUUUUGUAUUUAUGUAAAAUAAAAGUGUUUUUCUUUUUUUUUGA